AAAAAAAAAAUGGAGGAACCUGGAAGAAGUCGAAGUAGAUAGAGUGCUAGUAGGGUUUAGCAUCGUUGUUGUGUAUCAAGUGUAAGAAAAUGUCGUCAUCUUCAUCAAAAACCCUAAUUCGAACAGGCGUUUCUCUGAUUAGCCGUUUAAUGAGCCAAAACUUAAGAUGUUUAUCAUCAGCUCAAACUCCAGAAAUUGCAAAUCGGACCCUCACUUCUAGGCUAUUUCCAUCUCUAUCCUCUCAGUCUCCAGUUCCUCUUAAUUUACCCCAAUCCGAUGUUGAUUCGUUCAAAAAGGUUUCCACUGAAGGUUUCUUAUAUCCCACUGGCCUUCCUUCUCUCCCCUUUUUCCUCCCUGACGUUGAUGAUUCUUCGUCUAGUGGGAUGCUUUUGUUUCCAAAGAGAACCUACCAACCCAGCAACAUCAGGCGCAAGAGAACACAUGGUUUCUUUGCUCGCAAAGCAACAAAGGGUGGUAGGAGAGUUAUUGCUCGACGUAUUGCGAAGGGUCGAGCAAGAAUAACAGCAUAACAACAAUUUUUGUUGCGUGGUUCACAAGUUGUACGGGUCAAGGCUAGAAGGCUGAUUUAGGGCAUUUCACGGAUAACUUGAAUAGGUGAAGUAGCGAUUACUGAAAAGAAUAGGAUGAGGAGGUGAUGUUUUGUUGAGCCUCAAAUUGGAGAUUGUACUUAGGCUCCUACUUCCCAGCUUUGUCCCCAACGCUUCUUAAUAUUUUUCUUUGGAUUGAAGCUAUUUUUAUUUCCUCUAGAGAUAUGCAUGAUCUGUAAUAAGGAUUUUUUUUCAAAUGUACCCAAGUGUCCUAGAGAUUGACGUGCGAACAAUAUCACCCUUUGGUUGUUUAUGGUAAGUCACUUGAUGGUCA
This is a messenger RNA of Lycium barbarum (goji berry), 882 nucleotides long. RefSeq names its product large ribosomal subunit protein bL34m. Gene Ontology annotation, molecular function: structural constituent of ribosome. Lineage: Eukaryota; Viridiplantae; Streptophyta; Magnoliopsida; Solanales; Solanaceae. The coding region runs from base 90 to 530 and encodes 146 amino acids. The transcript has 3 exons. Gene Ontology annotation, biological process: translation. Gene Ontology annotation, cellular component: ribosome; mitochondrial large ribosomal subunit. The record is from RefSeq and is a predicted model, not a curated record.